Capsaspora owczarzaki ATCC 30864 is the source of this 1930-nucleotide messenger RNA. RefSeq lists its product as hypothetical. NCBI's taxonomy places the organism in Eukaryota, Filasterea, Ministeriida, Capsasporidae. The record is from RefSeq and is a predicted model, not a curated record. Gene Ontology annotation, molecular function: protein binding. The transcript is spliced from 3 exons. Bases 30 to 1715 code for a protein of 561 amino acids.
UUUUUUUUUUUCCCCGCCGACUUUUCGAAAUGCUCUUGGAGCACUUGGACUACGACAUUCUCUUGCAUAUUCUGUCAUUUCUAGAAGCGUCCGAUCUAUGUCGACUUCAGCGGACAAGUCGACGGCUCCACUACGUUGCGGGCGACCCUUGGCUGUGGCGAAGACUCGCGUUGCCGAUCGCUGACAUGUCCCCAGUCCCGCCCGACGCAGGGUUUGCCGUGUCGCGCAAAUACGCAGCCACACUGGCUUCCACUCCGCUUGUGCCCGCGUCGCUGUCGGCGCAGCUGCUGACGGGCGAAACGUACCCCCCACCGCUGGCUGAUGAUGACGAGAUGAUUACGGAUGCCGACCGAACGCCAGACCGAGCCAAUCCAGCAGGGCAACUAGAGCCAAUAUCCAUGGACAAUCAAGCCACAGCACAGUACAAGCUUGCGCUGUGGUUUCACGCGCAGUGCAAAGCUGCGUAUUUGGCGGGAACGCCGACCAUCGCGCCGCUCAUUCAUCAAGACAUUGUGGCAGCAAUGGAUAUCGAUGAUUGGCUGUUGGCAACGUGUUGUCGCGAUGGCGCUGUCUCCGUCUGGGACCUGAACAAGUGCCAGAAGACGCUGUGGGAGACCACAAACACUCAACAAGUCACGGUCGCCGUCCAAUGCUGUUUGAGGCUUAACAUGCUCGUCGUUGGGGUCGUUGGAGAGAUUAUCGUCAUCUCGUUGCGUGACGGCAGGCAUCUCCAGAGGAUUGAGGCCCAUCCGGGCUCCCUACUCCGCACUUUGGUGCUUUCGGCCCGCUCGCUGUUUUCCGGCGGCGAAGACUAUCGCGUAAACACGCUGACCUUAAAUCCGAACUAUGCACCGCAACCUCUGGUAUACGGAGAGCCAUUUGAACCGGCACCGAGUACCCCUGCACUUCCCGAAACCGAGAACCUACUGCCCUUCUUGCCACAGCACCGGACCAUUAUUCUGCACGAGAAUGUCUCGACGUUCAUGCAGUUAUCCUAUCCCUUCUUGUAUGCCGCCUCUCGUGAUAGUACCAUUGUUGUUUAUCACGUCAUUCAUCAAGUGAUUGUGACCAAACUUCAAGAGCAUCACGACUCAAUCACAAACUUUAGCAUCACGCCGACGCAUCUCGUCAGCGGUUCGCGAGACAAACAAAUGUUCCUAUGGACUCGCCCUUCGGACGAAAUGCUGGACGCAAAGGUGUCCGCCGAGCUCCACCGACGACGCGGCUUUACUGCGGGCAUGGACCCGCUGUUCACGGCGACGCAAUGCGGGUUUGAGGUGAAAUUCAGGUUUGAAAUCCCCGUCUGGGUUUCUGCCGUGCUGGCAACCCGCGAAACAAUGUGCAUGGGUCGGAUUUUUUCGUCCGAGGUGCAAGUCCGGAGCAUUCUUCCUCCCUACGCCGAGCUGACCACGUUGCAGCUGCCCAUCACGCAGGUUGUGCGUCGGAUAACCGGAACCACGUACUCGUCCCUCGUCGUGUGCGGCGAUCCAGCCAUGUGCCUCGUCCUGCUGUUUGCUCCCAUUGGCCACAAUUGUUCAAUGCAGCGCUUCUCGGAUCCGGGGUGGAGCUUGCAGCAAUGUGUCGAGACCGGCAUCCGUGAGCGGUUUCCCGCUUCUCUGCUUCGUCGUGCCGGUGACAUUCGUUGGUUGCUCGAUCGCGUCCUGCCUCGAUCGUGCGCGUCUACUCUGGUCACCAGCCGUGACGUUGACGUGUAGCUGGUCCAGCAUUGACGGGGUCGUGAGCAGGAAUUAGCGGGAAAAGAGAUAUCGAGGCUCCGAAUUUUGCCAACUUUUUUUUGCGAGACUCUGCGGUCAGACGCGCCACCACUGAUGAUGACCGUCAUUCCACCCUUGCCCAACGUGCAUGGUUGCAUUUGCUGUUUCCCCACUCACUGAGAUCAUCACAAAGUAAAUUAUUGCAAGAAGCCAAA